GCUUUCUGCAGAUGCUUUCCAGAUCUUUGAGAUAAUUUAGCAGAGCAAGCUAACAAGAUUCAGCAGUAUCAACAGGGUGCCUCCUCUCUGGGAGAGGAAAAAGACCCUGUAUUUCCUUCUUUUAUUAUUUGUUUCAGGAACUGAAAACCAGAAGAGACUGGAUCGUGUCUCGCACUUUGCCACAAGACAUAAAAAGCCAUUCUCCUGGUAUUUUGUCGGCCCUUGAUUUCCUCAGGCACGUCCCUUCUUCAGAAAUAAACUGGGCAGGAAGCCAGACUACUCAGCAGUCAGUUUCGAUUUAAGACGAGGCAGGACACCACCCUCCAUCAGCGAAGAAGCUGCCAGAGUCAGAUCUUCCCAGGAGAAGGCCUUGGCCGCGCCACGAUGGGCUCCCUCAGUGCAGCAAACACCAAGUUCUGCCUGGACUUCUUCAAAGAGCUGAGAAAAGUAAAAAGAAAUGAAAAUAUCUUCUUCUCCCCACUGAGCAUCUCAGCUGCCCUGAGCAUGGUCCAGCUGGGUGCUGGAGGCAACACAGCUGAAGAGAUGGAAAAGGUGCUUCAUAUUCAUGAGGUGCUGAGCACGGCAAGUCUAGGAACCAAGAGCACCAGUGGAAAGUGUGAAGAAGCCGGAGGAGCCCAUUCUCAGUUCCAGGAGCUUUUGUCUGCCCUCGGCAAAGCUGGUGCCACGUGUUCCCUCAGCAUUGCCAACAGGCUCUUUGGAGAAGUGACUUUUCAGUUCCUUCAGCAAUACUUAGACUCCACAAGGGUCUUGUACCAUGCAGAGCUGGAAGCGGUGGACUUCAUUAAUGCUACCGAAGAGUCCAGAGAGAAGAUGAAUUCCUGGGUGGAAAAACAAACCGGUGGAAAAAUUAAAGAUCUGUUCCCUCCUGGCUCUAUUGAUAGCACAACAGUGCUAGCUCUGGUCAACGCUAUACACUUCAAAGGGCAGUGGGCUAUAAAAUUUGAGGAGAAAAACACCAGGGAAAUGCCUUUCAUGCUGAACAAGAGAGAGCACAGGUAUGUACCAAUGAUGUGUCGGGAAGGAAAAUAUAAAGUAACCAGGAGACAAGAAGAGCAAGUGACAGUGCUGGAGCUCCCGUACACUGGAGAAGAGCUCAGCAUGUUCAUUCUUCUGCCAGAAAACAUCUGUGAUGAGUCUACUGGCCUUGAACAGCUAGAGAGUGCUGUCACCUAUGAGAAAUUAGCAGAAUGGACCAACAUGGAGAAUGUGUGUCCGCAAAAGAUCAUGGUGUACUUGCCGCGGUUCAGAAUGGAGGAGAGCUGUGAGCUCAUACCAGUACUGCAGGCUCUGGGGAUGAGGGAUGCCUUCAUCUUUGAACGAGCUGAUUUCUCUGGGCUGUCGAGAGAGCCUGGGCUGUUCCUCUCCAAGGCCAUUCACAAAUCCUUUGUGGAAGUCAAUGAAGAAGGCACUGAGGCAGCUGCUGCUACAGGGAUGACUAUAGUACCAUUGUGCCUUCACAUUCCUUAUGAGUUCAGAGCUGACCACCCAUUCCUCUUCUUGAUCAAACACAAUCUGAGCAAGAACAUUCUCUUCUUUGGCCGAUGUUGUUUCCCUUAAGGGCAGAGCAGGUUCUACUUCUUUCUUCCCAAAGAGAGCACAGUACUGUGGUAGAAGGGAGUAAGGCAUAAACAACAUGUUGCUAUCAAGUGUCACUGGCAUUUCCCGAUGCCCAUAAUCUUGAUCCCAAGAGAAAACACCAAGCUGCUUUGACAAGACUACUGGAAAAAAUUGUAAUGAGCCUUUCCUGUUUAGAGCUCUUUUCAGAUGAGAGAACAACACUGAUGGAGCUUGUUUUAUUCUUAUUUCAUUCUUAGCCAUGAAAACUCUCAUUGGAGUCACGUUGUCUAAACAGUUGGGUGAAGUACUGUGUAAAUGAGAAGUCCAAAAUGAUGCCUCUGCUUUUCAGCCAUACAGCAGGGCUGGUGGUGGGGCCAGCCUCUAGAAGAUGUUGCAGACCUUCCUCCCCAGCCUCCAGGUCCCAAGCCAGAGACAGGUCAGUGCUGAACCCCCUGCUUUCCUCCCACAUGUCUUCAGCAACCCCACCUCUAGCACCUUAACACCACCAUGAGGAGAGGCUCUUGGCUGCCUUGAUGGCAGUCAAACCCACAGGUCAUAUUCAUGUCCUGCGUGCAGCUCCACACAGAUGCUGGGUGUGGAGAUACGUAGCUGCAUUUGUCCCUCACUCUUCUCCUCAGGUACCCUCUUCAGCCCUCCCCUUUGGGAAGGACCUCUGAAGUGACAAGAGCCCUUCCCACAGGUGUGGAGACACAAAAGAUAUCCCUGGCAGAGGUAGCUGAUCUUCACAUUCAGCACAGGGGAGAGAAGUCCUGUUCCUCUCUGGUGGACCCUGGGGGCUUAUGGUCUUUGCCUGACUGCAAUUUGGCAGCGAGCCUUUGCAGUGUGGUGCAGCACCUCCUAAAGGAGUGCAGGCUCAUCAUGUUGUGCCAUAGGGGGUCCCUAAGGGCACCAGAGCAGUCCCAUUUCUCUGCUGUGCAAGUCCAAGCCAUGAACACCUUCACAAUGAUGCCAGCCGUCUGUCUGACAAAGCCUGGGCAGGCUUCAGGGGGAACCCAAAAGCCCUGCAGUGAUGUGCUGUCUGUCCACAAAAAGUUGGCUGCACCUCCUUUGCCCUCAGCUCUGCCGUGCCUGUGCGUCGUGUCUGGGGAAAGCUGAAUAUUGCGUCCUUCCCUUUUUUCUCUCCUGCUGCAAGCAUUAUGUGUAGACACAUUGUAGAUCAUGUGUAGGUACAUGGUCUGACACAUUGCAUGCCAUGAGUGCGUGUUGUUUUCCAAGGCUUGAUACAUUUACAGCAAUGAACUAUACUUUGGAAAUAAUUUAAACAAUAGUAGUCCUGUUAAACUGUAGUAGUUUCCUGAACCGUAUAGUGUGACAGCAAUAAAGGUAUUCAGAGCAUUUCAUUGGUAUGGCUUUUUGAAUCCUGAUUUGAAAGAUGCCUUAGGUACUCAAUGCUUUU
Grus americana (Whooping crane) is the source of this 2995-nucleotide messenger RNA. Its product is annotated as leukocyte elastase inhibitor-like. The record is from RefSeq and is a predicted model, not a curated record. Gene Ontology annotation, biological process: negative regulation of endopeptidase activity. NCBI's taxonomy places the organism in Eukaryota, Metazoa, Chordata, Aves, Gruiformes, Gruidae. Bases 385 to 1578 code for a protein of 397 amino acids. Gene Ontology annotation, molecular function: serine-type endopeptidase inhibitor activity. The transcript has 8 exons.